Molecule: messenger RNA, 2968 nt
Organism: Alternaria alternata
Lineage: Eukaryota; Fungi; Ascomycota; Dothideomycetes; Pleosporales; Pleosporaceae
Exons: 7
Coding region: 52-2757 (901 amino acids)
Source: RefSeq, a predicted model, not a curated record
GCUUUCGUCCAAAUUCUCGCAAACAGCUGGCUCUCCUACACUAAAUCGACGAUGUCAGGUGACGGUGACAGCCUUAUAACCCUUGAUGAUCCCAAGUGUCCCGAAUUUGAACCAGAGAUUGUGAAAGGGUUUGAGAGAGCUGUUCUCGGCUUUACAAUUUUUACAAGAUACAGCUUAAAGAGAGUAAUAGUACUUAAUCAAUUGCUCAAGAACAUCAAGCAAUGCUCUGUGGAGCUCUUGAUGAAGGAGAUCGACGAUGCUGAGGAACUCACGACAUUCUGGGAUCGAUUAGAAUCUGAGCAGCGAUGGCCACUGUCCGGUUCGGAUAUACAUGAGACUGUCUCACUGACGCAAUCUGAAAUCCGUGCGCACAGCGAUCUAUACGACGAUGCCAUCGACGUUGCAAAAUCAGCGAUACUUGCGACUAUUCUUCACACCCUUUUGGGUACACGACAUGUCACUGUCUGGUUAAAAGCCAAGAUAAACAUCGCAAAGCGAAGCGAAAAUGGAUAUCUGCUCUCGAGAGCUGUUAAGUGGAGGCUGGCGGACACUAUAGAGCUAUUGUUGGUUUCCGGAGCAGAUCCCCAGAAUCAUGGUAUUGACGUCCUGAAUCCCAUUAAUGGGUACGGCUUGCUUAACAGGGAUGAAAUUCAUUUCUCCAUUGCAGCUCAUCUGUUCCUGAAGCUGAUUCCCAUGAACUACUACGAGUCAUUCAGAGAAGACAAGCCCCGGGCAAAACCAAUUGUGCGCGCUCGUCGUCUACGAAAAGAUGUAGGCCCGUUUAGUCCCGACGAUAUCCAGAAACCAAGCUUGACCUGGAUCCAUGUUCGGAGAAAUAACCUUCUGUUGAUGAUGGCCCCUGUACGAAGUUAUACUUGGAAAGCUGCUCAAACGUUAGGCGAAAUCUUCGGAGCCCUGAGACGUGGCUCUGAUGAUUCUCAUCUGGCUUAUUUGGAGCCGACAUAUCAAUCAAGAAGCUUGCAGAUGUCUGAGGAGAAAAACCUAUUUAGUCGCCGCGAACCAUGUGAGGCGAAGUGUUCAGCGAUUGUAUUUCCAUAUCUAGUGCUUACGACAAUCGGGCAACAAAAGGCUAAAAGACGGAGGCACGAGAAGCUCAAGAGAGAUCUAAAGCUCAAUGAACAUAUUCUCUCUUUCGACCACUUGGAACGCACCUUGGACGAGGCGUACUAUCCGGGCCUCUCUCGUGAAGCCCUGGAAGUACGCAAUCAUGAUCAAGUGGUCUCACACAGUAAAGACGACUUUACCUCCUUUGAUAAGCGAGACAGUGGCUCGAAAAGAACCAGUGGAGAAGCAUUCAUCCUCAUGGUGCCGCAGCUCUGGCUUUACAAGUUGGGUAAUGUCGUCAUAUCUGCUUACAGUAUGGAUCAGGGAACUCAAUACGCGUCCAAUAGAAAGCGGCGAGGACUUCGUUACUAUGACAGAAUCCGAUACGGUGACGGGAGAGAACAAGCGACACCUGCGGAUAUCCACCUCGGCUUGAUCAUCACUAGCUUCAUAGAUAGGUUUGGUAAGACCUACUGGGAUGACGAUGACCUCAUCCAUCCGCCUCCACUGGAUCUUUUUGAGACAAGAGUGGUUCAGCUUCUGUCGGAAGUGAGGAAGUACAUCGAACAGCCUUCUGGAGGAAAAUCGAGUUCCAGUGGACUUGAAUACCGCCGGGAGCGAUACUUCAUACACGUCAUAUCCGAUGUGCGCAGCGAGCUUGCUAUGAUACAGCAUGUUCUCGACCAACAGGAGCGUAUCUUAAAACAGUUUCUCAAAGAUUGCCUACCUGCAAGCGAAAAACAGCAUUUACCAGAUUGGGCACCAAUCGAAGCUUCUCAAGAGACCAUCCAACAGUACAUGAGAAGAGUAAAGAAGAUCGACGGCGAUGCGGACAGAAUCGAGAAGAGCAUACAGGACAUGCUCAACCUGAAGCGCACGCACGCUAGUAUCAGGGAGGCACACAGCAGCCUCAUUGUGAGCACCGCUGUUAUCGGAUUUACCGUCAUUACGAUCGUCUUCACACCACUCGCAUUUCUCACGGCACUUUUCGCCCUCAAGAUUGACGGAUUCGAGAACCUCCAAAUCUCCGGUAGUGAUGGCGUUUUCCAUAGCGGCAAGAUUGGUGGCAUAUUUGCGAGUACUGAGAUCUUGACACUAGUAUUGACAGGUAUCGCAGUAUGGCUAGCAUUCAAGUACAUAAAUCGCGACCAAGAACGUUCCUCGAAAGAAAAGACAGUUGCUUGGCUGGAGGGCUUCACAUCCCGGUCCAAAGGACAAAUCAGAAAGAAGCGUGCGAAAGUCGCGGAUAUAGAAUCAUCAGGGCUGGACGAGCUCCAGGGAUCAAUUACACGUUCCUCAGAAAGUUCCGAUUCGCGAGCUUCACUACAUACAUCGCAGGUACAAGAUGAAACUGAAGAUGAAGACGGAGAUGAAGAUGAAGACGAAGAUGAAGACGAAGACGAAGACGAAGACGAAGACGAAGACGAAGACGAAGACGAAGACGGAGACGGAGAUGAAGAUGGAUAUAAAACUAUGUUGACUCGCAGUGCGAGUGCUGCGACCUGGCCUAUGGAUCGGAAAGCCCAGCUGAAACAUCCUCACAACAGAGGACGUGGAAGAGUCGUGGAUCCGGAAUUAUUAAGACAGGGCGAGCCCCAAGAACCAACAAGUUCCUCGGAGAAUCCUAACCCUACAACUGCACCACACACACCGCAGCCACAAGAUGAAGUCACAUCGAUUCGCAGCAUAUGAGAGUACUACCGAAGGCUAGGAGGUGCGACAAGGUGAUAGUACGUCGCGUGAAUUCGAAAUAAGAUCUUCAGGUGUAGACAAGGCUGUGUAAAUCAGCGAGACCACAUGGUGCAACCAAUCGUACCCGAGAAUGCACAUAUGAAAGACUGCCGCACGCCAUUGAUCGGGUGCUCAUCCGAUCACACGCACACCUUCAAACCCAUUGACUCAC